This is a messenger RNA of Drosophila erecta, 513 nucleotides long. It is a transcript of the gene mRpS33, whose product is annotated as 28S ribosomal protein S33, mitochondrial. NCBI's taxonomy places the organism in Eukaryota, Metazoa, Arthropoda, Insecta, Diptera, Drosophilidae. The transcript has 2 exons. Bases 133 to 474 code for a protein of 113 amino acids. Gene Ontology annotation, cellular component: mitochondrion. The record is from RefSeq and is a predicted model, not a curated record.
UCAGCAUUUUGUGUGAAUGGCAACUGCACUUAAUAAUCAGCUGUCGCUUGUUUUUGCUUCGUGACAUAACCGCAAUUUUCUAAAACUUGAAAUCUAAAUUAUUUAAUGAAAAGCACAGCAAAUUAAAUUAAUAUGUCUCACAAGUACACGGAGCUGAUUAAGCUCGGCACGCAGUAUGCUCGCCGGAUGAACUACCUAUCAAAUCGCAUUUUCGGCGAAGUGGCUCGCACCACAAACGAGAAAUCCAUGAAGGUGGUUCGUAUGUUUUCGGAGGAACCAAUUCACAAACGGGACUACGUGGUCAACUGGUAUCCGCGGCACGUGGAGACGCACCUGCUGAUGAAGAACCUGCGCGACUACGGCCUAUUUCGCGAUGAGCACCAGGACUUCAAGGAGGAAAUGAAGCGUCUGCGCAAGCUGCGCGGUAAGGCGCCUCCCAAGAAGGGCGAGGGCAAGCGCGCCUCAAAGAAGUAGUACAAUAAAUAUUCUAACAUUAAUUUUUAUUGAACCAAA